Adineta ricciae is the source of this 714-nucleotide messenger RNA. Lineage: Eukaryota; Metazoa; Rotifera; Eurotatoria; Adinetida; Adinetidae. The record is from the annotation of a GenBank genome assembly.
AUGGAAGACGAUCGUAGUCUUAGCCCAGCAAGCAGUGUCUCCAGUCACAACGAACAUGAUAUGGAUCAACAAGAAAUUCGAUUUUAUCAACCAAUGUUCAAUCCACUUUGGUUUCCAUUUACACCAAUACGGAAUUCACCAAUGUUUAAUUCAAUGUCAUUUCAACAACCUACACGUUCGACAACACCGAUGGUUCGACAUAAUUUCAAGAGUAUCGAUGAACUUCUUUCCCCUAUCCCUAAUUCUUUUUGUUCGACUCCCUCGCAACGAAAUGAUGAUACCGGUUACAGUUCACAAUUGUUGUCUGGUUCGUCGCUUUCAUUACGACAAAGUCGCGAAUCGAUCGAUUCUCAUGAAAACGAAGAUGAUUUCGAGAAUGUCAAGCCAACAAGCUCAUCAUCACCAAUUGUUGAUAUGAAAAAGCAAAGCACUGAAUCGAAGAAUAACAAAUCGAAAAAGAUUCGCACUGCUUUCACCGAUCAUCAGAAAUUAAGUCUGGAUCGCUUCUAUGCUACAAAUCGUUAUCCAGAUCCUACCCAAAUGGAAACAUUGUCACGUUUACUAUCCCUCGAAGAGAAAGUCAUUCGCGUUUGGUUUCAAAACAAACGUUCUCGAGAAAAAAUUCAUCCAAAAAACCAAGUAUCCAAUGCAACUGCAGCAAUGACUAUGUGGCAACAAUUUUCCUCAACAUCCAAUUUUCCUCAUGGAAUCUAG